This is a messenger RNA of Lontra canadensis (Northern American river otter), 1298 nucleotides long. It is a transcript of the gene HGH1, whose product is annotated as HGH1 homolog. The transcript has 6 exons. The record is from RefSeq and is a predicted model, not a curated record. Bases 23 to 1240 code for a protein of 405 amino acids. Lineage: Eukaryota; Metazoa; Chordata; Mammalia; Carnivora; Mustelidae.
UGAUCCGCGGGCACCAGCAGGCAUGGGGGAGGCCGGGAUUCGCACCGGAGCGUCGGCUGAUGGGCUAGCUCCCGCAGGGUCGCCGAUGCCGGAGGCCGGCGUGGAGGCGGAGGUGGCGAAGCUGCUGCUCUUCCUGGCGCCCGCGGCGCGGGCGGACCUGCAGGCGGAGGCGGUGCGGCACGUGCUGGCGCUGACCGGCUCCGGGUCCGGUCGGGCGCUGCUGGCCGGCCAGGCGGCGCUGCUGCGGGCGCUGGUCGAGCUGGCGGCGGCCGCGGCCCCGGCCCCGGCCCGCGACGCCGCUCGUGCGCUCGUCAACCUGGCUGCCGAGCCCGGCCUGCACGAUCCGCUCCUGGAGGCCGAGCCCGCGCUGCCUGCCCGCCUGCUGGGCCGCGCGUUGGACCCAGAGUGGCCCUGGGCCGAGGAGGCGGCCGCCGUGCUGGCCAACCUCAGCCGCGAGCCGGCGCCGUGUGACGCGCUGAUGGCCGCGCUGGCGGCUGAGGAGCCGGGAGGGCCAGGCCUGGAGCGGCUGGUGCACGCGCUGUGCACGCCCGACUACAACCCCCGGGCGCCCCUGCAUUACCUGGGGCCAGUGCUCUCCAACCUCAGCCAGCGUCCCGCGGCGCGGGCGUUCCUGCUGGACCGCGAGAGGUGCGUAGUCCAGCGGCUGCUGCCCCUUGCCCAAUUCCCAGACUCCUCGGUGCGCAGGGGCGGGGUAGUGGGGACUCUCCGAAACUGCUGCUUCGAGCAUCGACACCACGAGUGGUUGCUUGGGCCCCAGGUGGACAUUCUCCCCUUCUUGCUGCUGCCCUUGGCUGGGCCUGAGGACUUCUCUGAGGAGGAGAUGGAGCGGCUGCCAGUGGAUCUGCAGUACCUGCCCCCAGACAAGCAGCGGGAGCCCGAUGCUGACAUCCGCAAGAUGCUGGUGGAGGCCGUCAUGCUGCUGACAGCCACGGCCGCUGGGCGCCAGCAGGUGAGGCGCCAGGGAGCCUACCUGAUCUUGCGUGAGCUACACAGCUGGGAGCCAGAGCCCGACGUGCAGGGGGCUUGUGAGAAACUCAUUCAGGUGCUCAUUGGGGAUGAGCCAGAGCCGGGCAUGGAAAACCUGCUGGAGGUACAGGUGCCUGAGGAUGUGGAGAGGCGGCUGCAGCAGCUGGACCACCAGGAGCGGGAGGAGCACACCUGGGGGCAGCCAGAGGAGCCGGCCCCGGAACCACAAACAGAGGGGGCUACACCUACCUGAGGCCCUGGCUCCCCACCCCCAGCUCCAGGCCCACCUUGGCCAGCCCAUCCGUCCAGGC